UGCAGGCUUUUUCAGGUCAGCAUCAGCUUUUAUGAACAUAUUGCUCGCAACAAUGAAGAUCAUUUCCGACUUCUAUCCAGGCCGGAUUCACAGGGCCUUUGUCAUUGACCCUCCUUCUCUCUUCUCUUAUCUCUGGAAGGGUGUUAAGCCAUUUGUUGAGCUAUCACCAUUGACCAUGGUGGUAUCUUCACUUGACUUCGAAGACUCACUAGACUUCAACGACUUCACAUCUUAUCCACAACGAGCCUCAUCCCUUCGAUUCGAUCCGUCGUCAGUUCAAUCAACGGCCAAGAUUGGCUCAUGCUCUUCGUCAAGAUUUUCCUUCACCGUCUCACACCACUUUGACUCUCUCAAGCCUUGGCACCUCACAUUAACUGAUUCCUCCUCAGCAUCUAAAGUAGGCCCCACCAUUCCCUCUUCGACCCUCCUGGGUCCAGCUCUGAUCUCACCCGUCAAUGCCCGGUCCCUCUCGUUUGCAUCACCGGUCGCUAGGACUCCACGUGGCAACAUCAGCACCGUCAGAAAAGGAUUCUUCCCAUCCACACCAUUGCCACAGAAGACUCAAAAAUUGGACACCUCAAGCAUCAACUUUCCAAGGACUCCAAGACCUUCAUUCCUUCAAUCACCAGCCUUGUUCUUCAGGAAGGAGUGCCACGUCAGCAGGGCUGACAAGUGUCGAGAAUCGUUUGUCCCAUUUUUGAAGUUCUACCGUAGGCCGUACGAUGAGAUGACUUAUAGGUCAAAGAUGAGACCCCCACUAGGUGGCCUCAUCUCCAUCGUCUCUCCCCAUCUCAAGAGUCGCCACAUGUCAAUCUCCCAACGGUUUUGAUCGUG
Molecule: messenger RNA, 834 nt
Organism: Ilex paraguariensis (yerba mate)
Lineage: Eukaryota; Viridiplantae; Streptophyta; Magnoliopsida; Aquifoliales; Aquifoliaceae
Source: the annotation of a GenBank genome assembly